Molecule: messenger RNA, 1246 nt
Organism: Aspergillus japonicus CBS 114.51
Lineage: Eukaryota; Fungi; Ascomycota; Eurotiomycetes; Eurotiales; Aspergillaceae
Product: pyridoxal 5'-phosphate synthase subunit PdxS
Exons: 3
Coding region: 198-1115 (305 amino acids)
Biological process (GO): pyridoxine biosynthetic process; amino acid metabolic process; pyridoxal 5'-phosphate biosynthetic process
Molecular function (GO): amine-lyase activity
Source: RefSeq, a predicted model, not a curated record
CCCAGUGCUCCAUCUAUUGCUUUCCUAAGAAUAGGGUGAGCCAGAAAUGAACGCAGUUGGGAUGAUUGCUCGUUUUGGCGUUUGGCCCCCUUUUCCCAGACUUGAACACUGAGGUAUAAACCUGCACGUGGACACGAUUGUUAGCUUUGACUUUGCGCACCAAGUUCCUGGCUCCGCACACAACCACAUCACGCAUCAUGACGCAAGAGACGAGCACCCUCGGCAAUAAUCUCACGGUCAAGGCCGGUCUGGCGCAGAUGCUCAAAGGCGGGGUCAUCAUGGACGUCGUGAAUGCCGAGCAGGCCCGCAUCGCUGAAGAAGCCGGCGCCGCGGCUGUGAUGGCCCUCGAGCGAGUCCCAGCCGACAUCCGCGCCCAAGGGGGUGUCGCGCGCAUGUCCGACCCCGGGAUGAUCAAGGAGAUCAUGGAGGCGGUGACAAUCCCCGUCAUGGCGAAGGCGCGCAUAGGUCAUUUUGUCGAGUGUCAGAUCCUCGAAGCAAUCGGCGUAGACUACAUCGACGAAUCCGAAGUACUCACCCCGGCCGACGAUCGCUAUCACGUCACCAAGCACAACUUUAAGGUCCCCUUCGUCUGCGGCUGCCGCAAUCUCGGCGAAGCCCUGCGUCGCAUAGCCGAAGGGGCGGCGAUGAUCCGAACGAAGGGUGAAGCCGGCACCGGGGACGUCGUGGAGGCAGUCAAACACAUGCGGACGCUGAACGCCCAGAUCAUGCGCGCACGGGCGAUCCUCCAGUCGCGGCCGGACCCGGAGCCCAAGCUGCGCGCCAUGGCGAGGGAGAUCGAGGCCCCCUACGAGCUGCUGCGGGACACGGCCGAGCGGGGUCGGCUACCGGUCGUCAACUUCGCGGCAGGAGGGGUGGCGACGCCGGCAGAUGCGGCGCUGAUGAUGCAGUUGGGCUGCGAUGGGGUGUUUGUCGGCUCGGGGAUCUUCAAGUCUGGGGAUGCGAAAAAGCGCGCGCGGGCGAUUGUGCAGGCGGUUCCGCAUUACAGGGAUCCGAAGGUCCUUGCGGAGGUGAGUGAGGGCCUUGGGGAGGCGAUGGUCGGGAUUAAUGUACAGAAGCUGGAGGAGGAGGAUAUGUUGGCUGGACGGGGGUGGUGAGUAGCUCUGCGCUCGACUGUUCACCUCAGGUCUCAGUGGGUAGUUCGGGAAUGAAGGAACAUACAAUAUUUGUUAAUCUAGUUCUUUAUCGACUAUUAUUUAAAGACUACUAGUAUGGGAAUAGACCUGGA